Ctenopharyngodon idella (grass carp) is the source of this 2864-nucleotide messenger RNA. It is a transcript of the gene asrgl1, whose product is annotated as asparaginase and isoaspartyl peptidase 1. The coding region runs from base 173 to 1105 and encodes 310 amino acids. The transcript is spliced from 7 exons. NCBI's taxonomy places the organism in Eukaryota, Metazoa, Chordata, Actinopteri, Cypriniformes, Xenocyprididae. Gene Ontology annotation, molecular function: asparaginase activity. The record is from RefSeq and is a predicted model, not a curated record.
UGCACUCCUGAGGCGAUUGCUUUAAGGAUACUUUUAUUUUGGUGUUUUCUUUGUAGCGGCUAUGGCGUCUGUAGUCAUCUAUGGUCAUGUGUUCUCGUGACUGCAGCUACUUGCCGCUUCUGAUGCACAUUGCGAUCUGUGGUUUUAUGUUACUGUCGUUAAUCUGACAGAUAUGCUGCCUGUAGUGGUGGUGCAUGGAGGUGCUGGUCAUAUUCCUAAAGAAAGAGCUGAACUCUCUACUAUCGGUGUGAAAGAGGCAGCCAGGACUGGGUAUGCCAUCCUCCAGAGGGGUGGAAGUGCCAUGGAUGCUGUGGUUGAAGCAGUGACCUUGAUGGAGAACAACCCAAGAUUCAAUGCAGGUCGGGGGUCAGUGCUAAAUGUAAAGGGGGAGGUUGAGAUGGAUGCAAUUGUGAUGGAUGGCAGGACUCUAGCUAGCGGGGCUGUGUCAGCAGUCAGAAGAGUGGCUAACCCAGUGCAACUGGCCAGGCUUGUCAUGGAGAAGACCAACCACUUGUGUCUGACAGCUGAAGGGGCCUCUAAGUUUGCCAGAAGCAUGGGUGUACCGGAAGUGCCUGAGGAGUCAUUGAUCACAGACUAUGCCAAGAUGCGCUGGAAGAAGAACCUGGAGGCAGAUGCCAACCCUGUGGAAUGCCAAAUGGGCAAGAUGGGAACAGUAGGUGCAGUUGCUGUGGACAUAGACGGAAACAUUGCUUGUGCUACAUCCACUGGUGGAAUGAUAAAUAAAAUGGAGGGACGUGUGGGAGACACGCCGUGUGUUGGAUGUGGGGGCUAUGCAGAUAACAAGAUUGGGGCUGUCUCACCCACAGGCCAUGGGGAAGCCAUUAUGAAGGUCACGCUGUCCAGACUCAUUCUCUUCCACAUGGAGCAAGGGAAGACCCCAGAGGAGGCAAGUGACCUGGCUCUUGCGUAUAUGAAGGAGCGGGUGGAGGGUCUCGGUGGGGUGGUGGUGGUAGAUCCCAAAGGAACCUGGGCAGCUCGCUUCAGCAGUUUACAGAUGUCAUGGGCUGCUGCUCAGCAGGGUGAACUCCACUUUGGGCUGUACCAUGGUGAAGACUUUGUUGAGCCUGUACAAGAGGACACAUAAUGAACACACACAAAGUCUUAAACAUUUUUUGUUGAUUAUAUUUUUACAAUCAGUAUUGAAUAGAAAGGGAAAUAUGCAAAUCACUGUUAGUGUAAAUACACGGCAGUUAUAUUGUGCAUCCAUUAAGCACUUUAAAGUUGAUUGUCUUUACACCAAACAGUAAAGCACUGUAAGUCUUACACAGAUUGAUUGAAAAGAAAACAAAUCUGUAUUAUAAUACUCCUUUUUGAGGACUGUAAAUGUCCUAAGUGGUAGUACUGUAUGUUCUCCACUAGAUGGAGAUAAAUUAUGUUCUUUGGAGUCAAGUGUGUGUUAAGGCGCAGUUUAAAUGUAAUAUUACAAAACUGCAAAACAUUAUAGAUAAAAAUGUUUUACAUGUACUGUAAAUGUCACCUGAGAAAGUCAGAAUGUCUUGGUGGACUUACCAGACUGAUUUUGAAGAACAGAAAUCGUGAUUUUUUUUUUUUUUUUUUUUUUAUCCUCAAGACUUAAAGAGAAAGCAGCUUAUUAAAUCAGCACAAAAUAUUUUUAACCUAUAGAUAAUCUUGACAUGUAAAUAAACAAUGCAGCAAUUUAUCAUAAUCAUCUAUAUUUUGUAAGUUUGUGCCAGAAGAAACUUUGUAACAUGUUUUAAAUGGUGUGUUGGUAUCAUCAUAUACCGAUUUAUACUGAUUCUUUCGGAAGGUAAAAACAUGCUAAAAAAAAAUUUUGUUGGUGUGGGUCACUUAUGUGCUAUUUUAAAUGACAGCCCUGAUACAGAUAACAUCAGUUCUGUUGUUUUCAUGUACAGUAUAGGAGAGGUGACGUGGCCCUUAUGACAGUUUGAGUACACAAGCUCCUGCUUAUUAUGUCAACACAUAGGCCAGCUUGCAAGUUCAAACUGUGAAUUGUCUUCUCAAUGAUCUAAAACCUAAAAACCAGUUUUUCUGCCCUCGGCGGUCAGUUUGUGUUCAAAAUAUUCCACAUGGGAGCAUGCAAAACAACAUCAACUUUUGUCCUCUCAAAGACACGACCGACAAGUCAUGACCUCUGUCCUUUUGUGUCUUAUUAACUCUUAAAUGGGCAGAAACAUAAAUACAUUAAAAAAUAAUUAUAUUAAGUAUAUAUAUAAUAUAAAUUUCAAGUUGUACAUAAAAAUGCAGUGUUUAUGUUCAGAUUUAAAGUUUGAAUCUCCUAUAAAAAUAGUGUAAGAGAGCAGCAUUUACCUCGAGGUCAGUGACCUUCGUGGUGCAUGGUGCCAUGUUACUUUUAAAUAAAGACGACCGCGAGUUAAUGGCACAAUAUUUUAUAUCAAGUCACUUAACCUAAGUUGUUGCAGAGACCUUAUUUUCUAUGUUUUUCACUGAAAUUUGGUCUACUUACUCACAGUCCCUCCAGAAUAAAGGGAUGGAUUUGUCUCAAAACCCAAGAUAAAGUGUAUUUUAAAUUUAAACAAAAACCUUCCAAGCAUUUUGGAUGGCAUGCUGAGUUUUUGAGUAAUUUUGAUUGUAAAUAUAUACAAUCCAUUGAUUUGAUUUUGAUUAUAUCAGUGUAUUCAAUACACUGAUGAAAAAAAAAAGCCAACAGAUAUCCAGAGAGAUUUAAAAAAGAAAAAAAAGAAAUAAAAUUAUUCAAGCAUAGGGUUUGGUACAGAAUCAGUAGUAAUGCGUCGAUUUUAAAUUAACUUAUGUAAAUCCAUUCAUAAUACUGCAGAUUUGUAUUAAACAAAAAUAUUCAAAUGGAUAUGGAGGAAAAUAAAAUAAACUAAGAAAACUGAAAA